Messenger RNA from Corylus avellana, 1683 nucleotides. RefSeq names its product cytochrome P450 81Q32. Lineage: Eukaryota; Viridiplantae; Streptophyta; Magnoliopsida; Fagales; Betulaceae. Gene Ontology annotation, molecular function: iron ion binding; oxidoreductase activity, acting on paired donors, with incorporation or reduction of molecular oxygen; monooxygenase activity. The record is from RefSeq and is a predicted model, not a curated record.
GCCUCGUCGUGGCCAUCAUCGCAUAUCAGAAGGAAAAAUGGAAGACAUGGUGUUGAUAUUCUCAUCCCUCUCUCUUGUCGUCGUCGCCGUUGCUUUCAAGCUGAUCAUCCGCCUUCGAACAGCAACACCCAAACACCUCCCUCCCAGCCCACCUUCUCUCCCAAUUCUGGGUCAUCUCCAUCUCGCUAAAAAACCUCUCCACCGGACUCUCCACAGCCUCUCGCAAAAAUACGGCCAAAUUUUCUCUCUCCGAUUCGGUUCCCACCUGGUGGUUAUCCUAUCGUCCCCAUCCGCAGUCGAAGAAUGCUUCACCAAAAACGACAUUGUCUUAGCAAACCGUCCUCCCUCCCUAGCGGGCAAGCAUAUCGGCUACAACAUGACCACCGUGGUAACAGCCCCCUACGGCGACCACUGGCGCAACCUCCGCCGAAUCUGUGCGCUAGAGAUCUUCUCAACCAACCGCCUCAACAUGUUCUUGGGCAUCCGAAGGGACGAGAUCAAGCGUUUGCUGCGCAAUCUAGGACGCAACUCGUCCCAAGAUUUCACCAAGGUGCAGCUAAAAUCAAUGUUCUUGGAGCUCACCUUUAACAUCAUAAUGGGGAUGGUGGCCGGGAAGAGGUACUACGGGUACGGGGAGGACGUGAAGGACGAGGAAGAGGCAAGGCAGUUUAGGAAGAUAAUGAGAGAGAUUACCGAGAAUGGAGGGGCGUCCAAUCCUCAAGAUUUCGUGCCCAUUUUGCGGUGGAUUGAUCAUGGGGGUUUCGAGAAGAGGCUGAUGGGGCUUGCCAAGAAGACGGAUGCCUUCUUGCAAGCUCUUAUUGACAAGAUGAAGGGUAACGAGGAGGGAAACACUAUGAUCCACCAUCUUCUUUCUUUGCAGAAAUCACAGCCGGAAUACUAUACUGACCAGAUUAUUAAAGGCCUUAUUUCGGUCAUGCUAUUUGCUGGGACUCACACUUCAGCAGUAACAUUAGAGUGGGCAAUGUCCAAUCUGCUCAACAAUCCUCAUGUGUUGAAGAAGGCCAAAGCUGAGUUGGACAGUAAAAUAGGGGAAGAGAAUUUGAUGGAUGAACCAGAUAUGUCUAAACUGCAUUACCUUCAAAGCAUAAUCUCAGAGACCCUUCGACUGUACCCGGCGGCCCCACUACUAGUACCCCACAUGUCCUCUGAUGAUUGCACCAUCGAAGGAUACGAUGUACCACGUAACACAAUGUUAUUGGUGAAUGCAUGGGCCAUACACAGAGACCCCAAGGUGUGGGAUGAUGCAACCAGCUUUAAGCCCGAGAGAUUUGAGUGCGGCGAGGCUGAGGCUCACAAGUUAAUGCCAUUUGGGCUAGGAAGGAGGGCCUGUCCAGAGGCAGGGCUCGCCCAAAGAACGGUGGGAUUGGCUUUGGGGUCAUUGAUUCAGUGCUUUGAGUGGGAAAGGGUUGGCAAGGAAGAAGUAGACAUGGCUGAAGGUAAUGGAAUCACCGUGCCCAAAGCGGUGGCACUGGAGGCCAUGUGUAAGGCGCGCCCCAUUAUGAAUAACCUUCGUUCCAAGUUUGUAGAUCAUGUUUGAAUAAUGUAGUGUACAAGAGUUUUGAUCUUUUUCUCUUUCUUAGCUUCUACCGGAUAAUAAUUUGUGUCUCAAAGGUUUAUGUAUGGAUUGAAAAUAAAUAGCAUUAAGGGAAUUUUGAAAUUCAA